AUGGAUAACGCAGGGCUAGCGAUGAAAGCUUGUCUUCAAGUCUUACUGCUUUGUUGUUUCGCUCUAGCAAAUGCAAAUGUCGUCAACGGCCUGAAUCCAGAUGGGUUCAUAAGCAUAGACUGCGGAUUAGCAGGAGAAGAUAGCUACUCCGACAACAAUAUAGGCGGCCUAGAUUACUGGCCAGAUGCAGGCUUCCUAGAAUCUGACACCGGCAAUAGCUCCAACAUCCAAAAAAGCUACAUCACAAACGACAUCGACAAGCAUCUAUGGACAGUCCGGAGCUUCCCCUACGGGUCUCGAAACUGCUACGACUUAAGUGGCGGCUCUUCUGAACAGGUGAAAGGGAAGAUGGUGCUGAUUCGAGCCAGUUUCUUGUACGGGAAUUACGACGGGAAGAAUGAUGAGACCCCCAGUUUCGAGCUUCAUCUGGGAGUGGAAGUGUGGGAUCGGGUGGAAUUUGAAGGCCCGUUGGAUGUGGUAAGGAAAGAGAUCGUGCACGUCCCGUCCUCCAAUAUCUUGAAGGUUUGCCUUGUGAACACGGGCCAGGGGACGCCAUUCAUUUCGGCACUUGAGCUACGGCCGCUCGACGUCGACAACGACGACUCCUACCUCACCAAUGCAUCCGUCGCUAUGAAUGUGUCGUUGGUUCGUUUCAAACGGUACAACUUGGGUGCGGAGGAUAAGCAAUCAAUAAUAAGGUACCCAGAUGAUAAGAGAGAUCGGCUAUGGUACCCAUAUGACGCUAGUCCAAAAUUGAUAUCAUUAAGCCCAAUACCAUCAAACCAAAACAAGAAAAUAGCUGAGAAUAGCUUUGAAGUGCCCUACAAAGUCAUGGAAACAGCCCUGUCAAAGGAAAAGGCAGAGGAAAACUUGCCAAUAAUAUCUUGGAAGCCGAACGACCAGACAACGGGUUAUUACGUGUACAUGCAUUUUGCCGAGUUAACGAGUCUGCUACCCAACCAAUCCCGAGAGUUCAACAUUUAUAUGAACGAUAAUGAGCUCUGGUAUAACGUGCCAAUUUCCCCAGCGUAUUUUAGCAUCAACACUAUAUAUUCAACAAGUGCUGAAAGUGAAGCUCAAUGGAAUUUUACCCUCCUCAAGACUCAGAAUUCCACCCUCCCACCGCUCAUUAACGCCAUGGAAAUCUACGUUGUUAAAAGAUUCUUGAAAUCACAAACUCGCGAAACUGAUGUUUGGGAGAUGAACCACCUAACUUAA
Ipomoea nil (Japanese morning glory) is the source of this 1218-nucleotide messenger RNA. Its product is annotated as putative leucine-rich repeat receptor-like protein kinase At2g19210. Bases 1 to 1218 code for a protein of 405 amino acids. The transcript has 4 exons. Lineage: Eukaryota; Viridiplantae; Streptophyta; Magnoliopsida; Solanales; Convolvulaceae. The record is from RefSeq and is a predicted model, not a curated record.